AUGCCUAAAGGUAAAGGUAAAAAGGGAAAAGGAAAGGGCAAUAAAGAGGAGAAGAAUGUGUUCUUCGAGCAAAAGGAAGCCCAAGUAAAGGAGAUGCUCAAGACACUUUAUGCAAUUUACGAUCCAGAUGAAACAGAAACAAUCAAAGAAGAAGAUUUUAACGAUUUUGUUCGUUCUCUUGGUUUAUACCCUACAAAUGCAAAACUUAAAGAAAUUGCAGCUCAAUGCCGCGAAGAUGAAACAAAUACGUUUUUUAAUUGUCCAAAGCUAGAAUCUGUUCUUAUUCCAUUAGUUAUUGAUGCUAUGAUUAAUCCAAACUCAGAAUUAGCUCCACCAUCAGAAGAAAAGCUUUUACUCGCUCUUAAAUCUCUCGAUCUUGAGCAUAAAGGACAUCUUACUGAAGGUGACUUCAGAACUAUUCUUUCGUCAAAUGGAGAGAAGUUAGAUCCAGAUGAACUCGACCCUGCUGUUGAAGAAGCUGUUAAUCCAGCAACAGGCGUAGUUAAUCUAGAAAUAUACGCAGGCCACUUACUGUAUAAUGCAAAAAUAUUCUGA
This is a messenger RNA of Trichomonas vaginalis G3, 555 nucleotides long. Its product is annotated as calcium-binding protein family. Gene Ontology annotation, cellular component: myosin II complex. The transcript has a single exon. Gene Ontology annotation, molecular function: calcium ion binding. The record is from RefSeq and is a predicted model, not a curated record. Lineage: Eukaryota; Parabasalia; Trichomonadida; Trichomonadidae. Bases 1 to 555 code for a protein of 184 amino acids.